This is a messenger RNA of Thecamonas trahens ATCC 50062, 1005 nucleotides long. RefSeq lists its product as uncharacterized. The record is from RefSeq and is a predicted model, not a curated record. The transcript has 2 exons. NCBI's taxonomy places the organism in Eukaryota, Apusomonadida, Apusomonadidae. The coding region runs from base 1 to 1005 and encodes 334 amino acids.
AUGUUGCAGAGGACAGGGCGUUGGUUUGCUUUCCUCGUACUUUGCCUGGCCACUGGUGUGUUUGCUUGCUCUGAUGAGAGCUACACUUCUGUGGGGUCCGCGACAUCAGGCACCAUUGCCACGCCAGGCUCCAGUUACAUCAACAAUGCAGACUGCAGCUACACCUUUGACUUUGUCCAUGGCGGCAUCGAGCUCGUCUUCAACACCUUUGACCUCGAGAACGGCUUUGAUUACAUGUACAUCUACGAAGGGACGACCAUUCCGAGUGCCGAGUUUCUCAAGAUCCGUGUAACCGGGAACGAGGCUGCGGGCAAGACCAUGUACUUUGAGGCCUCGCAGGUUGUCGUCGUCUUCCAGUCGAACAGCUUCACCACAAGGACCGGGUACUCGAUCAACUGGGCGCGCAAGACGUUUUCGGCAUCAAGCCCCGGUCCGCCGUCGCCGUUGGCCACGCCUGAGUGCUCGUACUCUGAGCCGCCGACCGGCAGCUGGCCGUCGCUGGAAAUCGUCGGUGACGCCACCUUUGAGUUCAACCUCCGCCUCGACACCACUGCCAUGACCUCUCGCGUCGACAUCUUCUCGUUCCACUCCACCACCACCGAUUUUAUCAUCCGCUUUCUCGGCGAUGACAUCUUUGACCAGCCUGGCACUACGAACGAGGCCCACCGGACCAUUGGGUUCCAGGCCACCGGCGGGUUUGGCUACUACGAGGCGCAAGCUCCGACCGGCUCGGCAUCGCCGGGCGUCGACGUCCAUCUGGCGGGCGUCUUUGACUCUGGCACCGGAACGUGGUCUAUCUUUGUUGACGGCAUGCCCAAGACAACCCUGGUCCUGCAGCAGAGCAGCUCGCCAUACACGCUCUCGUCGAGCGGCCUCGGCCUCAACAUCGGCUACUAUCGCAUGCGCUGGGAAGUGGCCGAUCGCAUGUGGGAUAUGCGGGUGUGGAACUACUCGCGGACGGCAGCAGAGAUCGACGACCGGCUUGAUUGGCCUCUUUCGCCUUGA